Molecule: messenger RNA, 2782 nt
Organism: Phalacrocorax carbo (great cormorant)
Lineage: Eukaryota; Metazoa; Chordata; Aves; Suliformes; Phalacrocoracidae
Source: RefSeq, a predicted model, not a curated record
GCGGGGGGUGGGGGGAAGGGGGUGGGGACUCGGGGUUCGCCGCGACAUGGCGCCCGCAGGCAGCGCCGGCAUCGCCGGGGUCAUCGUCGGCCUUUUGGCAGCCGCGCUGCCCCACAUCGGAGCCUUCAACGUGGCGGAGGUGCCGCACCGGGUGCUGAGCCGCCGCGGCGCCCCCAGCUUCGGGCACCAGCUGCUCCAGUUCAACAGCUCCUGGCUCGUGGUGGGAGCCCCGGCGGAGGUGGGGGAUGGGGGGCGCUUGUUCGGGUGCGAGGUGGAGAGCGGCACGUGCGUGGCCGUGGCGCUGGAAGGCAACAGCACCCAGACCCACAUGGGGAUGGCCUUCGCCCGGGACGGUGACACCACCAUCGUCUGCGGCCCCGGCCUGACCCGCGAGUGCGACCGCAACGUCUACUCGAGCGGCCUCUGCCUCCUCCUGGACCCACAGCUGCAGCCCCGGCAGGUCCUGGCGCCCGGAUACCAGGGGUGCUUGCUGGGCAUGGUGGACCUCGUCUUCCUCUUCGACGGCUCCAACAGCAUGAGCCCGGAGCAGUUCGGGGCCAUCCGCGACUUCAUGGUGGACGUGAUGGAGAAGCUGGCGAACACGUCCAUCCGCUUCGGGGCGGUGCAGUUCUCGGCGGGGGUGAAGCUCCAGUUCUCGCUGGCGGAUUACGCGGCCCGGCCGCGGCCCCGGGAGCUGCUGGCGGGGCUGCGGCAGCUCCGCACCCUCACCGACACCUUCGCCGCCAUCGCCUACGUCACGAGGACCGUCUUCACCCCCGAGCGGGGGGCGCGGCCGGGGGCGAAGAAGGUCAUCAUCAUCAUCACCGACGGCGACGCCACCGACGACGACAACGGCAGCGUCCGGGAGGCCGAGGAGCGCGGCAUCAUCCGUUACAUCAUCGGGGUGGGCAACAACUUCAACAGCCCCGACACCCGCCUCUACCUGAGCCAAUUCGCCUCCCAGCCCAGCGCCGAGUUCGUCAAGGUCCUCGACAGCUUCGAGAAGCUCCAGGGGCUCUUCCGCGAGCUGCAGGCCAAGAUUUAUGACAUCGAAGGCACCAGCGACCUCAACCGCUUCCACCUCGAGCUGUGCUCGAGCGGGAUGAGCGUCGACGCCGUCCACGGCCGGCGGGUGACGGGGGCGGUGGGUGCCGAUAACUGGGCCGGGGGUUUGGUGGAGCUGGAGGCGGAGGCGGAGCGGGAGAGGUUCGUGGCCAGCCCGUCGCUGGAGGAGAACGUGACGGACACGUACCUGGGCUACGCGCUGGCGGGGCUCCGCCUCCCGGGGCGGGCCCUGCUGGCGGCGGGUGCCCCCCGUCACCGUCACGUCGGCGCCGUCGUCGUCUUCGAGGUGCCGCCGGAGGCCGGGAGCUGGCGGGUGCUGCAGACCCUCCCCGGGGAGCAGGUGGGCUCCUAUUUCGGGGCCACCCUCUGCGCCCUGGGCCGGGGCGGGGUGACGGAGGCGCUGCUGGUGGGGGCCCCCACCCACUACGACGGGCGCUGGGGAGGGCGGGUCUACCUCUACCGCUGGCAGGAGGCGGGGCUGUCGGGGGCGGGGCAGCUGCGGGGGGCCCCGGGGCACCCCCUGGGCCGCUUCGGGGCGGGGCUGGCGGCGCUGGGGGACCUGGACGGCGACGGGGAGCCUGAGGCGGCCGUCGGGGCCCCGAUGGAGGACGGCGGCCGCGGCGCCGUCUACAUCUUCCCCGGCCGGCCCGGGGGGGUGGGCGGCCGCUACAGCCAGCGCCUGGAGGGGCGUCGGGCGGCGCCCGGGCUGCGAUUCUUCGGGCAGGCGUUGGACGGCGUCCGGGACCUGACGGGGGAUGGGCUGGUGGACCUGGCGGUGGGGGCGGAGGGAGGCGUCGUGGUGCUCAGGAGCCGCCCCGUGCUGUCCGUCACCCCCAACGUGACCUUUGCCCCGCCCCGUAUCCCCACGCGGGGGAUGGGCUGCGCCAGCGACGCCCACGUCACGCUCCGCCUCUGCCUCCGCGCCCGCCUGGCCACGCCCACCUCGGCAGGUGACCCCGCGACCCCCGUGACCUUCCAGCUGGAGGUGGAGCCCCAGCGGGCGCGGGGGAGGGGCGACUUCGGGGCGGGGCAGCGGCAGUGGGUGGGGCAGCUGCCGGCCACGCCCGGGGAGAGCUGCCAGGAGAAGGACCUCCACAUCCCGUCCUGCCCCGAUGAUUUCGUCACCCCCAUCCGUGUCGCCGUCACCAUCCUCCUGCCCCACAACGGCACCGGCCCCGUCCUGCCCCCCAACACCCUCCCCACAUGGACCGAGAUCCCCUUCGAGACCCACUGUGGGGCGGACGAGGUGUGCGAGGCCGACCUGGGGGUCACGGCGGAGGAGGGGCCGCCCGCGGUCGUGGGGGGCCCCGGGGCCGAGUUCGGGGCCCUCCUGGUCGUGACGAACGCGGGCGAAGACGCUUAUGGGGCAGCCCUACAAGUGCGGCACCCGCCAGGGCUGGCCUUCCGCCGGGCGCGGGCCACCCAGGACUCGGCGCCGGUGCCGGUCGCGUGCUGGGAGGCCGUGGGGCAGCCGUGGGGCCUGAGCUGCAACCUCAGCCGCCCCAUCCUGCGCGCGGGCUGGGAGGUUCGGGUCGAGCUGAUGUUCGGGAUCCUCCCAAACGCCUCCUGGAAUGAGACGCUGCAGCUGGAGGCGACCGUCAGCAGCGAGAACGAGCCCCACGGCACGAUGGGGAACAACACGGUCUCCUGGGACGUCCCCGUGCGCUUCAGCCUCAGCCUCGUGGCCACAUGGUGAGACCCACAGCGACCCACGGCU